AUGUCAUCCAAACCUCCAGCCCCCAGCCGGGUCGGCAUCAUUGGCCAGAAGCGGGAAAGGACUGCCAGCCCACCCAAAGCAAGCGCGCAUUCACCCACCCCAAUCACGGGAUCUCGCCUUCCCACAGACGUGACAGCCACGGAGCAGCGGCCUGUUGACAUGACAGUUGACGAACAGUCACCCUUUCCCCCUCAAAACACGAGACCCGCCCUUACUCUUAAUCUGCCGGCGGAGGAACAUCGUGCGACUCACACAAUACCCACGGAAAUGGAGCGACUGCGGCGUGUUAGUAUCUCGUCUAAUCAAAAGCGGCGAUUGCAGGCUCGCGAGGCGAGACCUAGCUUGUCUACACCUAAUCCAUCGACCAAAGUGCGUCCGCCUCGCCCAGGAUCUCCGUUUCUCCCUUCAGAAGAACUAGUUGUUCCUCAUACAUUGUCUGUAGAACGGAGUCAGCAGCCCGCUCCAGUUCGAGGCACCAGCCUCAGCCGUGGUGUAGGAGUAGAACAGCAUAUUCCUAAUCCAAGGUCUAGGGAACAUGUUGAGCGCUCCUCCCCACCGCUUGAUACCAGAAAUACUCGUUCUGCACCCUCGCCGGGGGCAUCACCUAGCACAAGACGCCCGGAUCCAGAUCGACAAGAGAGCGGAGAAAGUGCCCGCGCUGAGGUAGAUAGCCAAACUCGGCAAAUGGUUAAAGCUACAAAAGAGCUCCGCAAGCUGAAUGAAUUAUUCGAUUGCUACUCAACUUCGUCUAUAGACACUGGAGACUACAAUUCGAGAGCUAGGCAACUUCGCCAACGGGUUAUGAUCCGACCAGACAUUAUCAAGGAGUUCGAACGACAACUUGUACACGCCAAUUAUCUCAUCUGGAAUGGCGCCCAAGUGCCUUCCAAAUUCACAUCUUGCGCACCAUAUAACGAAGAGAUUAUGGAAGUCUUACGAACGACCCCCAACCUGGAGGAGAGGCUUGCAACCUUCAAGACCAUGCUGCACUCGCUGCAGCAACAUUCUAGUAGCGGUCACUCUCGCAACGCGGCGCGGGAAGAAAAGAUCAGGCAACUGGAGCUGGUUCUUCAAGAUGUCAGCAUUGAUCUUACAAUAUUGGAGCAUGAGCAAGAGGGGCAGGGCAUGGAGCAUGAGGCCACUUCUAGCACCGUCAGUUCCAGUGCCAGUGCUUCUCACGCCAACAGAGUUGGGAGUCGUUCACGUCGAGCCCAUACGCCGCGUACGGUUCAUGUGAUGAAGCCACUAGAAGAAUUCCCGAGCCUUCCACCUUGA
Messenger RNA from Endocarpon pusillum Z07020, 1275 nucleotides. RefSeq lists its product as uncharacterized. Lineage: Eukaryota; Fungi; Ascomycota; Eurotiomycetes; Verrucariales; Verrucariaceae. The record is from RefSeq and is a predicted model, not a curated record. The transcript has a single exon. The coding region runs from base 1 to 1275 and encodes 424 amino acids.